Molecule: messenger RNA, 1870 nt
Organism: Hibiscus syriacus
Lineage: Eukaryota; Viridiplantae; Streptophyta; Magnoliopsida; Malvales; Malvaceae
Product: 9-cis-epoxycarotenoid dioxygenase NCED2, chloroplastic-like
Exons: 1
Coding region: 99-1859 (586 amino acids)
Biological process (GO): carotene catabolic process
Cellular component (GO): chloroplast stroma
Molecular function (GO): carotenoid dioxygenase activity
Source: RefSeq, a predicted model, not a curated record
UCUGUCUUUGCCUUAUGUUUGCUUUCUUUUUCCUACAAGCAAAGAGCACUCUGGGUCACCAUUAAACCACUCUUGAUUUCUUUGAUUUAAACACGCUCAUGGCUUCUUCAACUAAUAUUUGGGCCAGACCCCAUGUUUUUCAUCCUCUUUCCUCCUCUGCAAAAGGAUAUUUGAACUUCACUCCCAGACAAAAAUGGCAGCCCAAGAGAAACAAAGGCAUUAACAUUGCUCACUCAGCUCUCAACUCUCCCUCCGUUAUCCAUUUCUCCAAACAAACGUACCCGGAUUCCAGAGAGGAUGUGAAGCCCAAGUGGAAUCUUCUGCAAAGAGCGGCGGCCAUGGCGCUCGACAUGACGGAGAGCGCGUUGCUCUCACGCGAGCUUCAACACCCACUUCCUAAAACCGCCGACCCACGGGUUCAAAUCGCCGGGAACUUCGCUCCAGUCCCGGAGAAGCCGGUGAAGCAUUCUCUCCCCGUUGAUGGCACCAUCCCUUCUUGUAUAAACGGCGUUUAUCUCCGAAACGGUGCGAAUCCUUUAUUCGAGCCGGUUGCUGGCCACCACUUGUUCGACGGUGAUGGCAUGGUUCACGCUGUUAGCAUCAACAAUGGCGACGCCAGUUACGCCUGCCGGUUCACCGAAACGCAAAGGCUUUUACAAGAGAAGGAACUGGGCCGCCCUGUUUUUCCUAAAGCAAUCGGAGAACUCCAUGGCCAUUUGGGGAUUGCUAGGCUUAUGCUGUUUUACGCUCGAGGACUCUUCGGCCUCGUCGAUCAUAAACAAGGUACCGGCGUGGCCAACGUCGGACUUGUCUAUUUCAACGACCGAGUUCUCGCUAUGUCCGAGGAUGAUCUUCCUUACCACGUGCGCAUCACUUCCUCAGGUGAUUUGGAAACUGUUGGACGAUACGAUUUCGAUGAACAACUUAAAUCGACAAUGAUUGCUCAUCCCAAGAUCGACCCCGUUUCCAAGGAACUCUUCGCUUUGAGUUACGAUGUUGUCCAAAAGCCGUACUUGAAGUACUUCAGAUUUUCACCCGACGGUAAAAAAUCACCCGACGUCGAGAUUCCCUUGCCGGUUCCGACCAUGAUGCAUGAUUUCGCCAUCACGAAGAAUUUCGUGGUGAUCCCAGACCAGCAAGUUGUGUUCAAGCUUCAAGAGAUGAUCACCGGCGGAUCGCCGGUGACUUACGAUAAGAACAAGAAGUCCCGGUUCGGGAUUCUUUCGAAGAAUGCGACCGAUACUAACGAUAUCAUAUGGGUCGAAUCGGAGAAUACCUUCUGUUUUCAUCUAUGGAACGCAUGGGAAGUGCCGGAAACCGAUGAAGUGGUAGUGAUCGGUUCUUGUGUGACACCACCCGACUCUAUUUUCAACGAAUGUGACGAAAGCUUAAAGAGUGUGCUGUCCGAAAUCAGGCUGAAUUUAAAGACAGGUGAGUGCACGCGCCGCCCAAUAAUCUCGGAAUCCGACCAAGUCAACCUGGAAGCCGGAAUGGUGAACCGGAACCGCCUCGGAAGAAAGACACGGUAUGCUUAUCUCGCCAUCGCCGAACCCUGGCCGAAGGUAUCGGGUUUCGCCAAGGUCGAUCUUGUUACCGGAGAAGUAAAAAAACACAUUUAUGGAGAUAAAAAAUACGGAGGAGAGCCGUAUUUUUUACCCCGAGACAACAACUCCGAAUCGACGGAAGAUGACGGUUACAUUCUUUCCUUUGUUCACGAUGAACAGACAUGGACAUCGGAGCUUAGAAUUGUAAAUGCCAUGAAUUUACAGCUCGAAGCUUCGAUUAAAUUACCUUCCAGGGUUCCUUUUGGCUUUCAUGGAACGUUUAUCGACGCUAAAGCCUUAGUUAAUCAAGUUUAAUUAGAGGUAAA